Perognathus longimembris pacificus (Pacific pocket mouse) is the source of this 939-nucleotide messenger RNA. It is a transcript of the gene Rps3a, whose product is annotated as ribosomal protein S3A. The transcript has 6 exons. Gene Ontology annotation, cellular component: ribosome; cytosol. The record is from RefSeq and is a predicted model, not a curated record. Gene Ontology annotation, biological process: translation. Bases 102 to 896 code for a protein of 264 amino acids. Gene Ontology annotation, molecular function: structural constituent of ribosome. Lineage: Eukaryota; Metazoa; Chordata; Mammalia; Rodentia; Heteromyidae.
CGAGAGGGCCGGGAUCACCACGUACGCGGCGCGCCCCGCCCCUCACGCCUAAGUUCUCGCGCGAGUUGCGCUUCCGCCCUUUCGGCUCUCUGACCAGCACCAUGGCGGUCGGCAAGAACAAGCGCCUUACCAAAGGCGGUAAAAAGGGAGCCAAGAAGAAAGUGGUUGAUCCAUUUUCUAAGAAAGAUUGGUAUGAUGUGAAAGCGCCGGCCAUGUUCAAUAUAAGGAAUAUUGGGAAAACACUAGUCACGAGGACUCAAGGAACCAAAAUCGCAUCUGAUGGCCUCAAGGGUCGGGUGUUUGAAGUGAGCCUCGCCGAUCUGCAGAAUGAUGAAGUCGCAUUCAGAAAGUUCAAGCUCAUUACUGAGGAUGUUCAGGGCAAGAACUGUCUGACCAACUUCCAUGGCAUGGAUCUCACCCGAGACAAAAUGUGCUCCAUGGUCAAAAAGUGGCAGACCAUGAUUGAAGCUCAUGUUGAUGUCAAGACUACAGAUGGUUAUUUGCUUCGUCUGUUCUGUGUUGGUUUUACUAAAAAACGCAACAAUCAAAUCCGCAAGACCUCCUAUGCCCAGCAUCAGCAGGUGCGCCAGAUCCGGAAGAAGAUGAUGGAGAUCAUGACCAGAGAGGUGCAGACAAAUGACUUGAAAGAAGUAGUUAAUAAAUUGAUUCCAGACAGCAUUGGCAAAGACAUAGAAAAGGCCUGCCAGUCUAUUUAUCCACUGCAUGAUGUCUUCGUUAGAAAAGUAAAAAUGCUGAAGAAGCCCAAGUUUGAAUUGGGAAAACUCAUGGAGCUUCAUGGUGAAGGUGGUAGUUCUGGAAAAGCUACUGGGGACGAGACUGGUGCUAAAGUCGAGCGAGCUGAUGGAUAUGAACCACCAGUCCAAGAAUCUGUUUAAAACUCAGAGUUUUAAUAGUGACAAAUAAAAGGCCUAUUUGUGA